AUGGGCAAGUUCAAGGGCCGCAAUGCUGUGGCCUGCACGGCAUGCCACGCCCAAAAGCUAAAGUGCAGCGGCGAAACUCCCUGCAGCCGCUGCACCCUGCGUAACCGAGAAUGCAUCUACCCAAAGAAAGAAAAGUUCAUCGCCGUACCAGAGAGCUACCUGCGCGAGAUUGAAGGCGAGGCAAGUCUCAACCGUCAAUCCAGCAUCGCCGAGUUCUCCUCCUCUGCCGAUACCCAGUCCAGCUUCUUCACCUCCGACCGACAUGAGACGAGCGACUAUUCACCUGUCAGCGACAACCGAGCUGCGAGGAGUCACCUCAGAGAAGACUGCAGCGCCGAGCGCUUCAUCCAGAAGCUCAAGGACCUAUCCUCGUCGUUGCAUCCUUUUGUUCAGUCCGACAUGUGCCAACCCAUAGGGACUGGAAAUGAGAGCGGUUACACCUAUCUACGUCUGAAAUCCGACUUUCACCAACCCGAGGUUUCAGUCAAACUACCACCCAAGCCCUAUGCUUUACGCCUUCUCGACAUUUUCGAAGACAUCUUUUGCGAUUAUCACUGGUUUCUCCGCAGAGACUUUCGAGAGCGAUUGUCUUUGACCUACUCUCACCCCAUCAGCCAGUCUGGCGACAGGAACUGGUUCUGCCGGGUCUCUGUCGUUCUAGCUCUGGCUCAGACGUUUGUAUACAGCGAAGUCUCCAAUUCGUCCGAAGUGGAGCGGCCAGGGUCUGGUUCAGGAUCUCAGGCAGACAGUUCUCGAACCUUGACGCUUCUACCACCUGGAUCAGAUCUAUUCGAGCAAGCGGUGCUCCUAUUCAAGAUAUCCUCCGAGGAACCAAUUCUGGAGGACAUUGAAGCUUUGAAUCUGAUGGCGUUCUACUGCUACUCCCUAAACCGACGGAAAACCGCCUUUAUCUACGCCAGUCAGAGUAUCACCCUGGCGAAGCUGCUACAUCUCGACAAGGCACAACCAUACCAGUCCAAAGAUGCAGCAAACCAGACCAGCAACCAUCAGCGGGUUACGAGCGAACAUAUGAGAAGACUCUGGUGGACUUCAUACUGCAUGGACAGAAUGGUGGCCACAGAACUUGGCUUAACUCCCACGCAGUGGACGAUUCCACAAACCGUUUCCCUUCCUUCGUCUUCUGGUCUGAUGUCUGAAGACCUAGAUCAGUUCUUUGAUCCUGCAAUCCUGGCUGCUCAGAUCCAACUCUGCGAGAUCAAGCGCAGGGUGUGGGAUACAGUGACCGGGUUGCUGCGAACCCCUGACUAUCACUCCAUCCUCAGUGCCAUACAACCCUGCCUGGACCUCUUGCAGAAUUGGAAAGAGAGUUUGCCUGGCCAUAUGGCUCUUCGGUUUGAUACUUGCCAGACCAUGUUCAACCUGCCAUGUGCCAGAGGCCUUGCGUCUCUGUAUCUACGGUAUCACCAGUGCUUUACUGUCCUUCUACGUCCAUUCUUCCUUCAGGAGCUAUCCGGUAUCAUGCAGGAGCGCUUGGGCAAGCCAACACAGAGCAUGACAACUGCCAGCGACCAGAUACAAGCCAUCAAGAUACAGUGUCUCGAAGCCGCCAGGAACAACUGCAUCAUUCUUCUUGAUCUUUCGACAAACAGCAAGAUUGCCAAGUACGGUUAUUGGGAUUCUAUUCAUACGUUUUCGGCCCUGGCCAUCCUCUCGCUCUCCAACAUCCCAUCGAUCGAUCCUCGGGGACCAAAGUCCGAAGCCGAUGCACGACUAUACACCGACUCUCGAGCUAUACUAGAAGAUAUGGCACGAAGUGGAAACCCCUCUGCCAAGGACCACGAGUCCCUCCUGACAGACGUCGAAGCCAUGGUCAAGGAGGUGUCAUCUCAGGCAGACCAGCCAAUGAUGGAUCCCGAUGCCACCAUCACAGAUCCAUGGGAGCUGCAGCCGAGUUUCGGGGAUGUCGGGUUCUAUGAGCUGAUAUCCGAUCAGCUGUGGUGGGACAUUGACUGGAGCAACCUCUCCAGCACGUACGCUGAAGGUCUGGGUCCAAGUUUUCCUGGCUAA
Messenger RNA from Fusarium vanettenii 77-13-4, 2028 nucleotides. RefSeq lists its product as uncharacterized. The record is from RefSeq and is a predicted model, not a curated record. Bases 1 to 2028 code for a protein of 675 amino acids. Gene Ontology annotation, biological process: DNA-templated transcription; regulation of DNA-templated transcription. The transcript is spliced from 6 exons. Gene Ontology annotation, molecular function: zinc ion binding; DNA-binding transcription factor activity, RNA polymerase II-specific; DNA binding. NCBI's taxonomy places the organism in Eukaryota, Fungi, Ascomycota, Sordariomycetes, Hypocreales, Nectriaceae.